AUGUCUGCUGCAGAACGUCAGACCAACUGCUUCCGUCGCGUCGACGUGCAUCAUCAUUUCAUUCUGGAUGCAUCGGACAAAGCCCAGAGAAACGCCGAGGUCGGAUUCCGGACACCUGCAGAAAACUUGCCAUGGACGCCCGUGGUCAGCCUGCGAGCCAUGGAUGCGAUGGGCAUCGACUUCGCCAUCCUGUCGCUGCCCCCGUAUCUUCCUGGAGGAGAUAUUGGUCCUCAGAACCGCAGUGCGGCACGGGAGUUCAACUUGCUGGCUGCGCGCAUAUGUAAGGAGAACCCGUCGCGCUUCGGAUUUUUUGCUUGCUUGCCUAAGCCCAACGAUUCGGAAGGUACCGCGGUGUCGGAGAUUCGAUUUGCGAUUGACGAACUGGGCGCCCUUGGUGUCAUCGUAGCCUCGUCGUAUGGCGAAGGUGACAACGCAACAUACAUAGGUGACGAUGGGUAUGACCUUGUUUGGGAGGAACUCGACAGACGGAAAGCGGUAGUCUUCCUCCACGGUGCACAGACCCCUUCGUCGACUCCAUUUCCCCACCCGUUUUUGGGAAUUCCUAUUACAGAGGUACCCAAUGAAACGUUCAAGGCUGCCGCACACCUGGUCGUGACGGGAAAAAAGCGGCGGUUCCAUGACGUGAAAAUCAUCCUCGCCCAUCUCGGAGGUAGCACGCCCUCCCUUGCGCCUCGCGUUGCCGUGCUAUCGAGGCAUAUGGGCUGUCCGCUGACGCGGGAAGAGAUACUGGAAGACUUCAAGAGUUUCUACUACGAGACCGCGUUGAGUGCCCACGAGAGCACUCUCGCUGCCAUGAAGACUUUUGUUGAACCGGACCACAUCUUGUUCGGGACUGAUUUUCCAGGCAUCCAUACUCUUGUUUACUGA
Messenger RNA from Sparassis crispa, 888 nucleotides. RefSeq names its product Decarboxylase yanB. Lineage: Eukaryota; Fungi; Basidiomycota; Agaricomycetes; Polyporales; Sparassidaceae. Gene Ontology annotation, biological process: secondary metabolic process. The transcript is spliced from 5 exons. Gene Ontology annotation, molecular function: hydrolase activity; carboxy-lyase activity. Gene Ontology annotation, cellular component: cytoplasm. The coding region runs from base 1 to 888 and encodes 295 amino acids. The record is from RefSeq and is a predicted model, not a curated record.